GGCCGCGCUGAGGGGGCCCAGCCCUGCCCCUCGAGAACAGGCCUAGAAGAGGCUGAUUUUGACGGGCAGAACUAAAGACAAGUCUCAACGGCGGCCCAAACCCCCGGUCCCGACAUUAAAGGUCUCAACUCCUAAAGUCUUAGCGGACCGAGGGUCGCGAGUUGACUCAAUCUCCACGCCUUUAUCAGGAGAGUCGUUUGCCAAAAUCGGAGACCAAGAAAGAGAAAGAUUGUGUGGAUCAAAGUCCACAAUUAACCAGAGAGGAAACACGAUUUUGUGACAAAUGGGAUGUGCGGUGUGAGAGAAAGAUCGGUGUCCAAGAGAACUCUGUUUUGGCCUGAGCAAACGGAGCGUCAACUAAGGUUCUGGCUCUACUUCUUCCACUACAAGCUUUAGCAUGGCAGUAUCUCCCAGCGCUUCCUCCAGUUGGAGGACAGAAAUGAGCAUCCUAGAAACCAACCAGUACUUGCGCUCCCAGCUGGAAGAAAGUAAACAGAACUUCCGAGAUCUCACAGAGAAAUUCCUUACAUCCAAAGCUACUGCUUACUCCCUGGCCAACCAGCUGCAGAAAUACAAGUGUGAAGAGUACAAAGACAUCAUUGAGUCUGUUCUGGAGGAGGACACGCAGUUUGAGGAGGGGAAGCUGGCAGAGAAGAUGAGACCAGCUGCAAGGCUUGGGAAAUAUGAUCCCCUAAUUCAGGCUCAAGCUCAAGAACUGACCCACUUACGACAGAAGAUACAGGAAGGAAAAAGUAUCUGUUAUCUUUUCACCCAGCAUGCAAAGAACACAGUCAAGUCUUUUGAGGGCCUCCUCAGAAGCACUGACAUUGCCUACUCCCAGCGACAGAGAUUAUGUGAGCAACUGGCCCAAGGAAGCCAGCUGGCAGAGAGCCUUGCCAGCAAACUCACCACUGAAAAUCAUACUGAUAAGAAGGAUGAAGAUGGACAGGAGCCCCUGGUACCCAGGUAACUGUGAAUAAUGAAAGGGCUGAUAAUGGAAUAGUGAAAUCUAGAGAGGAUUCCAGAACUAGAGAUCAAAAGGCCAAAGGUCCCAGAUCCAGGAAGAAACAGAAAUUGCUGAUUGUACCUAUUUCAAAUUCAUUCAUCAUACAAUAAUGUGUCCUU
Ceratotherium simum simum (southern white rhinoceros) is the source of this 1125-nucleotide messenger RNA. Its product is annotated as NBPF family member NBPF6-like protein. Lineage: Eukaryota; Metazoa; Chordata; Mammalia; Perissodactyla; Rhinocerotidae. The record is from RefSeq and is a predicted model, not a curated record.